AUGGCGUUCCCACUUUCCACAAACCAGCUUAUCGCACACUUGAGAAGCUCAUUUGUAGCUAUUAAUGACGAACAUGACAUAGGCCGAAAAAUUGUGAAACCGUAUGGAGAUCACGAAGAUGUGUCGCAGAAUAUGCUGAGUGCCACUUCAUUUCUUCUGGAAUCCCCACCCAUAACUUUUGACAUCGCCAGGCAUAUAAGUAAGAGUUACCAAAGGUUGGAUAACUAUCAGAACAGACGUAGGACUGUUAAAAGGAAAACUGAUAAUAAAAAUAAGAAGAAGAAGAAGAAAAAGAUUGAGAGUGGACUGAUAAGCAACAAAGAGCGUAAUUCUAGAAACAGUUCCAAAAAAUUGAAAGAAAUAACAAGGAUCAGUAAUAAGAGUAGCUUGGAUCUUGAAUCUGUAAAUGAAGAUGGCUCUAACUAUAAGGCUACCGAUGAUGCAACAAUUGAACCAGUUAAUUCCGAGAGUAACAAAGAACCAGAUGAAAAACAGAGAUCGAAUGGUUUAUCAUAUACAAAGACUAUUACUGGGAAAAAGAAGAAGUCUAUUACACCGAGCUUGACAACUUUAUUCCGUGGGACAAGGAAAAAGACGGAUGAUCGUAAUUUGGAAUUGAUUGAAGAGGAAAACAAUGUGGGUAGCGACGAUAGCUGUGACGAUGGUAACUUGAAUGUAAAGUAUGAUGAUUUUGAUGAAGAUGACGACGAAGUCACCACUAAAUUAAGUGAAGAAAUUGAGAACAACGAAGAUGACAUACUAUCCAUUGACAGCGAUUUUGGAGUUCCAGUGAAUUCAAAGGGUCAAGUGGUGAGACGAGUUAAUAUUAGAGGCAAGAGUGAAAUAAGUCCUUCUCAUCUGAAACGAAGGCCUUCGAACGAGAUAAUUUCGAGCCCUACCGAACCAAAUACUACCAUAGAUACUUUGGAUUAUGAAGGUCAAGAAUAUUCGGAAGAAGAUGUUAACGAUGAUAAUGAUGAAGAGGAUGAUGAGGAAGAUGAUGAGGAAGACGAUGCUGAUGAAGAAUACUACCGUGACGGGAUUGAAGCUGAUAACAACUACGACGACGAAGAUGAUGAUGAUGAUGAUGAUGACGACGAAUAUGAUGAUGACGAUGAUGACGAAAUAGAUACCUCUUCGACGGACUCUGCGUUCACUGAUAUUGAAGCCGGCUCAAUGCUUGAUAAUUCAAUUAUCCUUGACUCAUUCGACAACAGCUUCACGUUUGAAAAUCAGAACGGCUUCCAUCUUAAGAACAAGAAGAAGAGAACUUCUAGCAGCAAUGGAGGUUCCUAUAGAAAAUCGUUGUCCUCCAAUGCAUUGCAGUUACCCAGUAAUACUUUCAACCCCCAUGUAAAUCCAUUAAAUGCUUCGGAACAUCCUUCCGGUGAUAAUAUCAAUAAUCAUUCAGUUAGGAGGUUUUCUCUUCCACUUAUCAAAAAGAACCCAAUUCACAGCACCCUUCAUUUCGACCGAAUAGAUCCCCCCGUAAAAAUCGAAGAAAAUAGUCCCCAUAAUUCAAAUUUGACAUCUUUGAUUCAGUCAAAGUAUAAAUCGAUAAAUAUCAAUCCACUUACUUAUUUUUCGUUUGCAAACUCCCAGAUUCCAAAUGAUAACAUUGAUAAAAACUACAUUAAAAAGAUCCACCUAAAUAUAUUUUUACCACCGAAGAGGACUCCUACAAUUCUGUCUAUGGAAAUUAAUAAUAACUCGUCCGUGGUUGACUGCAUUGGAUACAUUUUACUCCAAAUACAUCAGAAUAAAUGUGAUGAAGAGUUUAUCAAGAAAUAUCCAAGUUCCAAUGAUAUGAACCCUAACCAUUGGAGAAUCGAAAUGGUUGACGAAGAUGGAGAGAAUUAUGGGAGUUUUGGAAUUCUAGACAGAGCAAGACUUUUAUCAUCUUAUAAUAAUAUUACUGACAUUGCAUUAUGCAAAGUUGAUGAUGCCAAGGAAAUAGCCAGAAAUAUUAUUCAGACUCCUUUAUCUCCUGAAUUUUUGCUUAGUUUAAAGAAACGUGAAGGAAUUGAUUUGAUGAUAAAUAAACGCAAAUCUUCCGAUAUUCCACUGGAAUUUUAUGAGGGAGGUGGCAUUGAGGUCAAGAUUUUUGAUUCUAAAAGAAGGAAUAAUUCUACUGGCAAUCCAGGUGGAGAAAAGAGUUCUACUAUCAUUGCCACCUCACCAAAGGCGACAAUAGGCCAAUUACUCAGAGAGUAUUGUUCCCAAGAACGUCUUGACUCCAACAAGUACAAGUUCAGAGAAAUUAAAAGGUACCAAUCUUUACUUCUGCAAUCGGCAUCUAAUGCAAAAUUUUUAACUGAAGAAGAUACUAUUGAAAACUUAGAAAGUAAAAUGGUAGAGAUAGUACCUUUCGAAAGUGGAUUAGCUCCUGAUGCAUUUGGCAAUGAGUUUGCCAUUACUGCACCAGCUGAAGAUGGUUUAGAAGGAAUUACUCCGAGUGAGAAUACUUACAAUUUCAACUAUAUUGACAAGGAUAAAAAGCAGGCUACUUUGGAAAAGAAGACUAGUAAGAUCAAUGAAAUAGAAUCUACUAAAGCUACUCAACUUACCAGAAAAGACAGUACCACUAGGAUUACUAAGAAAAUAGCCAACUUAAAGGUAGCAGAAAAAGCAAAAUCUGUUUCACCUAGUAAAUAUUUAGACAAUUCAAGAUUACUUCAGAGUAACUCGCAAUUAUUCCUUCCUACUAAUUUGAAUUCAAUCUAUUUCAAGUGGAAAGUUUGGCGUAAAAAGACUACUAUUUUAAAUAAAAUUGAAAAAUCCUUAGUGAUUGAUGGUGACUACAUACACUUAACUCCAUCGGAUGAUGCGAUAUUUAAAAAGAAUCCUAAUGGCUCUCCUGGAAUAGCAAAUAAUACUGCCGUUACCGGAACUCAUCACCAUUUCCAUCAUUACAACUAUUCCAGUUACUACAACAAUCUGAUGAUGAAGACGACAUCAUUCCAUAUUACUCAGAUUGUCAAAUUGAAGCAAUAUAAGAUGAGCAAGAAUCCCACUCAUUUUAAAAUUGUCACCAAGAAGUUUGUCGAAAACGGAAAGGUCCCAAAUAAGAGGUAUGACUUAGAGGCAAUUGACGUAGAAGAAUGCGACCAGAUUAUUCAGAAGAUUAAAUGGGUCCAACAGGUUUACAAAAAUAAUAUGAACUUAUAG
Messenger RNA from Dujonia railenensis, 3168 nucleotides. NCBI's taxonomy places the organism in Eukaryota, Fungi, Ascomycota, Pichiomycetes, Serinales, Debaryomycetaceae. The record is from the annotation of a GenBank genome assembly.